Messenger RNA from Corythoichthys intestinalis (scribbled pipefish), 3688 nucleotides. It is a transcript of the gene prkag1, whose product is annotated as protein kinase, AMP-activated, gamma 1 non-catalytic subunit. The transcript has 13 exons. Lineage: Eukaryota; Metazoa; Chordata; Actinopteri; Syngnathiformes; Syngnathidae. Bases 128 to 1120 code for a protein of 330 amino acids. Gene Ontology annotation, biological process: protein phosphorylation; regulation of catalytic activity. Gene Ontology annotation, cellular component: nucleus; nucleotide-activated protein kinase complex; cytoplasm. The record is from RefSeq and is a predicted model, not a curated record. Gene Ontology annotation, molecular function: protein kinase regulator activity; AMP binding; protein kinase binding.
AAUCAGGAUGCUCUCGUUAGACUCGCAGCGGAAGCGCCGGAUUGUGCGAGCCUGUGGGCACUGGACACUGGUAGUUUGUCAAACGACCCGGCCGGUUGUGGAGGGGACGUGACACCGCGAAUGGAAUAUGGAGUGUAUUCCAGCAACUGUUGAGGAGCUUGAGAGCAAAAAGGAUCCACUUAUCGAGGACCCUGAGCACAACGUGUACACCAGGUUCAUGAAGUCCCAUCGCUGUUACGACCUCGUACCCACCAGCUCCAAAUUAGUUGUUUUUGACACGUCCCUCCAGGUCAAGAAGGCAUUUUUUGCACUUGUUUCCAAUGGGGUGAGGGCAGCUCCCUUAUGGGACAGUAACAAGCAGUGCUUUGUUGGCAUGCUAACCAUCACAGACUUUAUAAACAUCCUUCAUCGCUACUAUAAAUCUCCCCUGGUCCAGAUAUAUGAGUUGGAAGAGCAUAAAAUCGAAACAUGGCGAGAGCUGUAUCUUCAAGACUCUUUCAAGCCUUUGGUUAGCAUAUCACCCAAUGCUAGCUUGUAUGACGCAGUAUCGUCGCUUCUCAAGAACAAGAUCCACCGACUGCCAGUGAUCGACCCCUUGACGGGAAACACUCUCUACAUUCUCACGCACAAGCGGAUCCUCAAGUUCUUGAAGCUCUUUAUAUCGGAGAUGCCUAAACCGACGUUCCUAGGCCAAACGUUGGAGGAGCUGAAAAUAGGGACAUUCCAAAACAUCGCAGUGGUGCGCAAAGACACGCCUCUGUACACAGCGCUGGGUAUUUUUGUUGAACAGCGAGUGUCUGCGCUCCCUGUGGUGGAUGACAAAGGUCGAGUGGUAGACAUUUACUCCAAGUUUGAUGUCAUUAACUUGGCAGCAGAGAAGACCUACAACAAUCUGGACUUGACUGUGACCAAAGCCUUGCAGCACCGCUCUCAGUACUUUGAAGGGGUGUUGACCUGCAAUCGCCAUGAGACCUUGGAGGCCAUCAUCAACAGAUUGGUGGAGGCUGAGGUACACAGAUUGGUGGUUGUAGACGAGCAGGAUGUGGUGAAGGGUAUCGUCUCCCUCUCAGAUAUCCUCCAGGCGCUCGUGCUCACUGAUCGGGAUGAGGGCACAGCAUGAGCUGGUUAUAUUCACGCAAGAGUUGAGGCCAGGGCAAAGGGAGAAAGCGGUGACAUUGAGGGAAGAGGUGCGUGUGUAUGGGGCAGCUUAUGUCUGCGAAAUGAAUGAAUGAAUGAAUGAUCGUCACCCCAUAUUUCCUUUUCCCAUUACUUAUUCUGGGGGUUUUAUGAAGUGAGCAAUAAAAUUUUGAGGUAACACAGAAAAGCAGCACAAUUCUUGUCGGUGGAGCCAAGUUUUGCAUCACCAGGUAGCCAAGAGAUGGAAUGACACAAGGAUGCUCAUUUAAAAAAAAAAAAUCAGCUGUCAGUUUCUUUUUGGUCAGGCAAUCAACUAUUCUAAAGGCAUUACACUACUUCAUGUUGUAUGUUGAUGUGUUAAUUUAUUUUAAUUGGCAUCAAAGGUGACAUUUUUUCCCCUCUUCCCUGUUCAUACAAAUACACUGACAUCAUAACUAGUCAAUUUGGCCUGACCCCAAAAGUUUUAUGUAUUAAGUAUGAAUUGAACUACGUAAAAGGCAGGGUUUGUGAUGUGUUAAGUAAAAAAUGAACCUUACAAUCUGUCAUUUUAACUACUAACUGUGCAUCCGGCUUCAGGAUGAUUGUGACAAACUCUACCAUGUAUAGUGUUGUCAGUUUUUAACUUUUUACAUCUAAAUUCCAAGACUACAUAUUGUUUUGUUACGCAUACUACUGUAAUAUUAAAAAGGGAUAUAUAUUACUCUUGACAGCGCUCUGAAAUUAGGUUCUUUGGGAAGAAGUCUAACACUUUAAUAGAAAUGGUCGAACCAAGCCUUUUUAUCUUUGGCAUUUCUCAUUUUUGUCACAUUUAACAAAGACAGAUCAUUUAUUUAUGUUGUAUUUGAUAUGUUUAGCAUUGUUUUUCCUUCUGGGGAUGAGCAAAGAAUGGGUUACAUUUAAUUUUUUGAAAGUGUGUGGAAAUGCAGUUUUUGUAUUUUAACUGCUGUCAAAUGUGAAGAGCAAUAAAUGUUCUUUGAGACGUUUUUUGUUGUAUUUACUUGUAUAUGAGGUUCCGUGUGGUGAAGAAACAGACAUCACAAGAGAAACCAUUUUGGCUCAAAUGAUUGCUCUAUCAAGGGGGCAAAGCAUAUUUACAUUAAAUAUAAGGCAACUACAAUGGGACACAACCUUAUUGCCUUAGAAGCUCAAAUAUAUCACUCGCAAGCCUUUACAGUGCAUGUGACAGAUACAGAUACAUUGUGUAGAGUAGUCAGUUUUAGCAUUUCUUUUCACACAUGACCAUGAGUGCCGAGUGGAGUAAUAUAAAAAAUAGGUUACAGAUGAGUAUGGGGGCAUGCAGCGAGGUCAGUAGUAAUACAGUGUUUUUUGGGGUUGUUCCUUAGCAGACGAAUAUAAAUACGACAAUACAUAUUACAGCAAAAGACAAAAGUGCAUCUGUUCCCUGAAACAAAACCAUUUCUGAGAAUUACUGUUUCGAUAGGAGCAUUCCACAUAAAUGUGCUCAUAAAAUAAAAGCAUAAACACUGAUUUGUUUUAUCUAUACUUCUUGCGAACCUGUGGCAUGUAACUGUAACAAUUUCAGUGGCUGUGAAUAGCAUUUGACAAGACCUGACAUGUAACUGUUACAAACUAUAGAGAUUUAUAAUUUGUACCCGCCCCCUCAUAUGGGUCUUGGGGUAAUUUUGAGGAAAUAUUUAAAUGGUCCCUGAUAGGAAAAAGCUUCCCCAAUCCUGAAUUACACAGUCAACAUGUUUGAACCAGUUUUAUCCUAUGAGAUGAAGUGACAUUUAAAACAAAGUAAUGACGUAAAACUUGGAUUUGUGUGCAUGUUCUCUGUGUGAGAAACAUUGACUAUUAUGGCAGUGCAAUGUCAUCAAUGUGUGUUGUCGUGGGCAGUGCAUACACUUCAACAGUCCACUCUUGAAGACCUGAAGAAACUUGUCACUGGUAAGCAUCAGUGCCGCAGUGGAACCAGUUUUUGUACUGGACAGAUUAUUUGACUGUGGACAUCACUGUGAAUCCACCUAUCGCCUUCAAUGAUUCCUUGGAAAAAUGUGUUUUAAUUGUUAUACAUUCGCUGUCAUCGACUGCUAAGAAAACCCCGGGAUACUUCUUUUCAGAGGGGAAACCAGACAGGUUCUGGGUAGACGAGGUAGGGUUUGUCAGGAAUCAAGUGCUUCGAAAUACCCGCAAAGCUACUGACUUUGCAGUCCUUGCUAAGAAAGUGUCACAUAUUAGUGCGUCAUGGGGUGACGCUUGGCUGCUCUCAGAUCAGACUUUUAUGUCCUCUUUGACACCAAGCUGGGCCAAACUCUUUUUGAUCCGCAGGGCAGUCAAGCGGGCGGCACCAUUGGCGUACCAACACUCCCUCAUUAUUUUGCCCAUCACCCGCAACGCCUGGAACAGAAGGAAAAGCAGAUUUGAUUAAUAAAGAACUUGAUACAUUUAAAUUAAACCUUAAAUACAUUAUAAAGUACGCAAUCCCCCCACCAAAAAUCACUGAUUUAACAGUACUAGUGUCAGGCAUGCAAUCUUGCCACCUUUCGGCGAGAUUUCGCCGUUUUGAAAUCAAAAUGGGUCAUUCUUCUGA